Messenger RNA from Nicotiana attenuata, 1708 nucleotides. Its product is annotated as myb-related protein B-like. The transcript is spliced from 2 exons. The record is from RefSeq and is a predicted model, not a curated record. Gene Ontology annotation, molecular function: RNA polymerase II cis-regulatory region sequence-specific DNA binding; DNA-binding transcription factor activity, RNA polymerase II-specific. Lineage: Eukaryota; Viridiplantae; Streptophyta; Magnoliopsida; Solanales; Solanaceae. Gene Ontology annotation, cellular component: nucleus. Gene Ontology annotation, biological process: regulation of DNA-templated transcription. The coding region runs from base 184 to 1278 and encodes 364 amino acids.
AGAAAAUAGAAGUUACCCAAAAACUUGUCUUGAGAAACUGCGAGCUGUCCUCACUCGCUAUACCUACCUUUCUGCUGUUUUGCAGUUGCACUAGGCGGGUACUCAAAACUACACAAACAUCAAAUUUAAAACACCCUUCAACCCAAAAAAAAAAAAAAAAUUGCCUACUAAAAAAUUUGAAAAAUGGAAAACAAUAUCCCGGAAAAUCUUGAGGGGUAUUACGGCGGCGGAAGUGGCGACGCCGGCGGUAGCGUCGGCGGAGACGACGAGGAAGCGUUGAUGCUGGAAGAUGGAAGUGGAAGCAGUGAUAGAAAGAAAACAGCAGACCGUGUAAAAGGACCGUGGUCACCUGAAGAAGAUGCUAUACUUAGUCGUUUAGUAAGUAAUUUUGGGGCGAGGAAUUGGAGUUUGAUCGCCCGAGGAAUUCCCGGUAGAUCGGGUAAAUCGUGUCGCUUAAGAUGGUGUAAUCAGCUUGACCCUGCUGUUAAACGCAAACCCUUCUCCGAUGAAGAAGAUCGGAUUAUCCUUCAGGCCCAUGCUGUUCAUGGGAACAAAUGGGCAUCAAUUGCAAGACUUUUGCCAGGUAGAACAGAUAAUGCCAUUAAAAAUCAUUGGAAUUCAACCUUGAGGCGCCGCUGUGCCGAACUUGGUAAGUUAAGAAGUGACUCCAGCAAUGUUCCAGAAGAUGUUAGUGCAGAAAAAUCAAAAGUAUCCUCUGAGGAAACCCAAUCAUGCGGUGAUGUGAAUUCUUCGAAAGCUAUAGAAGGAAAAGAUGUUAGCUCUCAGGAAAACCAAGAAGAUAAUCACUAUGAGGAUAAGAGUCACGAAGAAGUUCAACGGAGUGAUGUAGCAAAUGAUCCUCCUACUCUCUUCCGUCCUGUGGCUCGUAUAAGUGCUUUUAGCGCAUAUGGUUCUUUGAACGCCCCAGAAACCCUAGUGCAAACUCCACGACUAACUCCUAUCCAAUCGCCAGAUCUUGGGAUAAGCAAAUUGCUUGAAGGAGCUUUCAGUGACAGAUUAGUGCCUCACCAGUGCGGCCAUGGCUGUUGUGGCAAUGCUAGUCUGGAAAAUAAUGGAAGUUCUCUGUUGGGACCUGAGUUUGUUGAUUACGCGGACGCUCCAUCCUUCUCAAGCCAUGAGUUGGCCACAUUAGCCACAGAGAUAAGUAAUGUUGCUUGGUUUAAAAGUGGAUUGGAAAACAGCAGCAUCGAGGUUAUAUUCAAUCCAGCAACCAGGGGAACGUGUGGUACCUCUCACUUGCCAAGCAGACCAUUCUAAUCUUUCAAAUAAAUAACCAUAUAAAUUUAAUUUUUGAAAUGAUGAUGGAUCUAGUGUCGGCGACUAGUAGGGACAGCUACCGUGAAUAUAAAAGAUUUUGAGGCGGAGUUGAUUUAAGUGAAUGCUUAUGAAGUAUAGGAUAAAGAGAAGAAGCUGGGUACCUGAUUUAGUUAGUUUAUAUACUGAACUCUGGUUGAAAAGGGUGUAUAUGAUUUAUUUUCCCUUAGGCCUUCAUUUAUGAGAGGUGUUGAAGAAUUUUUCUUAACCUAGUUAGAUGAAUCCAAUUUUAUGAUUUGAAACUAAUAUGUUGUAAUUUAACAACAAUGAUGAUUUUUAAAGAGAGUGGUUCCUUGUUCCCUUAACUUAUCGUCCUCAAAAAUUGUAUCAGUAAUGAGGUAUUAGCCCAGUUGGGAUGGCACAAGUAAAGAGA